CACGGAGACACAAGCAACUAAAGGCACAUACUUAGGUAAAAAAAACCCUCGGGAAAGUGGACAAGGCAAAAGGCGCCGAAGCCUGCACAGUCGCUGUCAGAGGGCGGAGCGUUCUGCUUGACGCGCAGCUCUUGUUUUCCCGUGAGCGCGGAUUGGGCGCGAGAUCUCGUGAGAUGUGGGACUUCUCGCGAGAGCUGCAUUCAAAAACUCUCUGGCGCUUUACCAUCCAGGCCGUCUGAGUAAGUAAACCGAAUAAAUGGAAAGUGGAUUCUGUGGAAAGCGGGUUUAGUCGUCACGAAUCUGGGAUCCCGGGACGAGCCACCGGCCACAGCAACUGUAAAGAGUGAGAAAAGAGUAGGCUUAACACAGAAGUGAUCAUGGAGGCAGAUACCAUCAAAGAUCUUCGAAAUAGGCUCAAAGAAGCUGAAAAAGAACGCCAACAAGCUGCACAGUAUGGUUUACAACUAUUGGAGAGCCAGACGGAAUUGCAGAAUCAACUGGAUAAGUGUCAUAAUGAAAUGAUGACCAUGACUGAGAAUUAUGAACAAGAAAAAUACACUCUUCAGAGAGAAGUUGAACUUAAGAGUCGGAUGUUAGAAAGUUUGAGCUGUGAAUGUGAAGCUGUUAAACAACAACAGAAAAUGCAACUAGAGAAACUAGAAGAACAGCUAAACAGAAGCCAUGGGCUGGAAGUAAAUGAGCUGAAAAAUAAGUUAGAGAAGCUGAAAGUGGAGUUGGAUGAGGCUCGGCUGAGUGAGAAGCAGUUGAAGCACAAAGUGGAUCAGCAGAAGGAACUCCUGUCCCAGAAAUCUGAGGAGUUGCGGGUCGUGUCUGAGCGCACACACGAGAGCAUGUCUUCAGAGGUGCUGGCUCUUCAGGUGGAGUUGACUGAAAUGGAAAGUAUGAAGGCCACCCUCAGAGAAGAAGUCAAUGAGCUACACUACCGACAAGAACAACUAGAAUGUCUCAACACGAAUUUGAUGUGCCAGGUAGAUCGGCUGAAAGAAGAGAAGGAAGAGCGAGAGAAAGAAGCAGUUUCUUACUACAAUGCCCUUGAGAAAGCUCGUGUGGAGAAUCAAGAUCUUCAGGUGCAGCUGAGUCAGGCACUGCAGCAAGCUUUGGAUCCCAAUAGUAAAGGAAACUCUCUGUUUGCAGAGGUGGAAGAUCGAAGGGCAGCUAUGGAAAGGCAGCUUAACAGUAUGAAAGUCAAGUAUCAGUCAAUGAAGAAGCAAAAUGCAUUUAACAGAGAGCAGAUGAACAGAAUGAAGUUACAAAUUGCUACAUUGCUGAGGAUGAAAGGAUCUCAAGCUGAAUUUGAGCAGCAGGAACGGUUGUUUGCCAUGUUGGAACAGAAGAACGGUGAAAUAAAACACCUUUUAGGUGAAAUUAGAAGUUUGGAGAAAUUCAAGAAUUUAUAUGGCAGUAUGGAGCCUAGGACUUGCAUGCCAAUCAACUCUUGUGCUGUGGAGGACAGCACCUACUAUUCAGAUUUGCUUCAGUUACAGCUUGACAAGUUAAACAAAGAAAAUGAAAGCACAAAAGGUGAAUUGUCCAUACAGCGAAUGAAUGCAUUAUUUGAGAGCCAACGGGCCCUGGAUAUUGAGAGAAAACUUUUUGCAAACGAAAGACGCCUCCAACUUUCAGAGAGUGAAAAUAUGAAACUUAGAGCUAAACUAGAUGAAUUAAAGCUGAAGUAUGAACCUGAAGAGAAAAUCGAAGUACCCCUACUCAGAAAGAGGCGUGAAGUCCUGCCUGUGGCUGUGACCAACUCCAAAGAGACAUGUGCUGACACUGCCGCUAGGGAAGAAGGUUCUAGACUCCCAGUUCAGGAAAAGGAGAAUCAGCCCUGUUCUAAUAAGUUAGAAGAUAACACCUUACUCCGGGAAAAGUCAAUUUCUUCAGACAUAGCCAUAGCUUGUCUUUCUCCUCGUAAGAAUCUGCCCCUGGGCGUGCACCCGAAGAAGGAAAAGAAAUGUGUGACGCUGCUGGACGGCGCAGCUGACACUGAAACCUCAUGUGAAAAACGUGGGAAGUGCUCCAGCUCUCCCAGGUUAACUGCUGACUUAAGGCUUCAAACAGAAGUUAAAGAAGGGAAAGAAUCUACAAGCAAACUGAGAACCGAGCUUUGUAAGAAACCACACUCCAUUCUUUACGUGUCCUCCAAAUCGACUCCAGAGACCCAGUGUCCCCAGCAGUAGUGCCUCGCUCGCUCACUGCACUACCUGGAGCUUGGCGGACUGAGACGGUCUUUGUGUGAAGGACACCAUCUUGGACAGUAUCUGCAUAUGCUCACUGUGCCAAAACCUGCCAUUUUCUAACUCAUUUAACCAAGUGUUCAAAUUUGGUCAUGAUGCCAACCAGGAAGGUUUUUGUUUUUGGUGAAAAUCCUUCAUAGAACUUCUGUGAAUCAAAGUGAAUAAACUGUCAUAAAAGGAAAAUGUUAUCAUUAACAUAAAUCUAUUUGCUUGUAGUAUCUGGACUUUUGAAGUUAUAUAGAUACUUCAAGAAAACACUGAAGUCAUUAACUAUUGUAUUCUCCUUUGUACUUGUUUUAUGAAUGUAAAAUUUUCUUAUGUUGUAAAAAUAGUAAUCUGGAUUGAAAAU
Molecule: messenger RNA, 2604 nt
Organism: Jaculus jaculus (lesser Egyptian jerboa)
Lineage: Eukaryota; Metazoa; Chordata; Mammalia; Rodentia; Dipodidae
Gene: Spdl1
Product: spindle apparatus coiled-coil protein 1
Exons: 12
Coding region: 378-2198 (606 amino acids)
Biological process (GO): mitotic spindle assembly checkpoint signaling; mitotic metaphase chromosome alignment; establishment of mitotic spindle orientation
Cellular component (GO): spindle pole; outer kinetochore
Molecular function (GO): kinetochore binding
Source: RefSeq, a predicted model, not a curated record